Cyprinodon variegatus (sheepshead minnow) is the source of this 926-nucleotide messenger RNA. Its product is annotated as glutathione S-transferase Mu 1-like. NCBI's taxonomy places the organism in Eukaryota, Metazoa, Chordata, Actinopteri, Cyprinodontiformes, Cyprinodontidae. Gene Ontology annotation, molecular function: glutathione transferase activity. The record is from RefSeq and is a predicted model, not a curated record. The transcript is spliced from 8 exons. Bases 91 to 759 code for a protein of 222 amino acids. Gene Ontology annotation, biological process: glutathione metabolic process.
AAGGAUAUAAAAGGCUUUGAUUUUGUCCUUCACUGCACCAGUGGCAGCUUCUCUCUGAGCAACCCUCACUCAAAUAAAAAAGAUUUCAAGAUGACCAUGCUACUCGCCUACUGGGAUGUCCGUGGGUUUGCUGGACACAUCCGCCUAAUGCUGGAGUACACCAAGUCCAACUACCAGGAGAAACUUUAUGCCGUCGGUGACGCCCCUGACUUUGACAAAAGUAGCUGGCUUAAUGAAAAAUUUAAGCUUGGGCUAGACUUCCCCAAUCUGCCCUACCUGAUUGAUGGAGACAAGAAGGUGACACAGAGCAUGGCAAUCCUGAGAUACAUUGCACGAAAGAAUAACUUGUGUGGAGAGACUGAGGAGCAGAAAAUCCGAGUGGACAUGUUGGAGCAGCAGUGCCUUGAUCUUAGAGCCAGCUUUGUCAGGAUGUGCUACGUUGACCUUAAAGGUCUAAAGCCAGAUUACCUGAAGGCACUGCCAGAUGCACUGAAGCUGUUCUCUGACUUCCUGGGACAGAGGAAGUGGUUUGCUGGUGACAAGCUGACAUAUGCAGACUUCAUCAUGUACGAAAUGCUGGACAUGCAAAGGAUGUUUCACCCUCCUUGCUUGGACAACUUCAAGAAUCUCAAAGCCUUCUUGGACCGUUUCGAGGCUCUGGACAGGAUUUCUGCAUAUUUGAAGUCAGAUAAAUACAUCAAGGAACCUAUCAACAACCGUAUGGCUCAAUGGUCUUUCGAGAAAAAGAAGAAAAACUGAAAAUCCACAGCUUUAUUCCAGGAAGUGAUGAUGUAUGAUUUUAAAAGUUAAUAAGUAAAGCUGGAUUUAAUACUCAGAAAAAGUCUUUCCGAUCAUUCUCACCAACAAAUGGACUAACAUAUUUACUACAAGAAUGCUUUAUUGUGUUUGCCAAAAACUAUUUUUAC